Molecule: messenger RNA, 1381 nt
Organism: Scophthalmus maximus (turbot)
Lineage: Eukaryota; Metazoa; Chordata; Actinopteri; Pleuronectiformes; Scophthalmidae
Product: fibrinogen-like protein 1
Exons: 7
Coding region: 318-1346 (342 amino acids)
Biological process (GO): regulation of immune response; negative regulation of T cell activation
Source: RefSeq, a predicted model, not a curated record
UACAUGCAUCUGUUUCUGUUUACAUCAUGUAUUACAGCUUUAUACUGUACUGUUAAAAGAGUUGCUGUUGCAGAGGAUUGCAGACAGUUGGAAGGUUCAGAAUGAGACUAUUUACUCUGACCACUAGAUGGAAAACUAGUUCACAGAGUGUCAGAUUGUGUCCAGUCUAAUAAUCCCUAGCCGCACGACGUCUUGAUGAGAACGAACAGUGAAGUGAUGCUGCAGCAGCCACACAGGACAUUGAAGAGAAGAAGAAGAAGGAGGCGGCAGUGAGACUUGGACAGACGGAGUGAGACGAGUGCGGCAGUCUGAUUCAGAUGCUGAUAGGACGGUUGACUAUGGUGACUCUGGGGACAUCAGUGGUGCUUCUUCUCCACCUGGCUUCAUGCCUGGCCGCCCCUGUGCCAUGUGAGGUGGAGGUGGUCCAUCUGGAAGCGGAGAUCCAGCGUCUGGUGAGCGUGAUCAACGACCAGCACCGAUACAUCCAGGGGCUCCACAACAGCCAGGCCCAGCAGCUGGAACACAUACCCAGCUCCCACCUGGGCCCUGAGAACCGGCACAGAGACUGUUCCGAGGUGUUUGCAGACGGCAACUUGUCCAACGGGCUCUAUGUGAUCCGUCCAGACGGCUCUCCCACCGCACUGACUGUUUACUGUGACAUGAGCAACGGAGGAGGAUGGACGGUUUUCCAGAGGAGGAGAAACGGCAAAGAGAGCUUUGACAGAGCGUGGGUGGAGUACAAGCAGGGCUUCGGAGACCUCUACUCCCCCGAUGGAGAAUUCUGGCUGGGCAAUGAACCUCUACACCAUCUCACCUCCCAAGGAAACUACGACAUGCGCAUCGACAUGGAGGACUUUGAGGGCAAUCAGCGCUUUGCAGAGUACAAGAACUUCAAAGUGGACAACGAAAAGGACCAGUACCAGUUACAUUUGGGAGAGUACACUGGGAAUGCAGGGGACGCCCUGGCUGGUGUUUACGCACCCACCAGUCCAGGUUUGGGGUCAGGCGGCGCCAAAUUCAGUACCUUUGAUCAGCUGAACAAGGGCGAUGAGGUAAACGGCGACGCCCAGUGUCUCAGACACAGCAAGUCCGGCUGGUGGUUCAGCAGGUGUGAUUCAGGCAAUCUGAACGGUCAUUACUAUAAUGGGCCGUACCAAGCCAUGACAGACGACGGGGUUGUGUGGUACACGUGGCACGGUUGGUGGUACUCCAUCAAAUCUGUGGUCAUGAUGGUGCGAGCCGCCGACCUUGAGCAUCCGCCGCUGGUCAUCGCCCCGCCGCUGGGGCAACUCGACAGCAAAGCGACAGGCGGCGAUGUCGAUCCCCCCUCGUGGUCGAUAGGUUGAAAACGAGUGUGGUAGCAACGUGUUUUCAUUUCUAU